AAUAGAAAUCGACAGUGAAUUUUGAACAGGCGCUGUGGGGUCAGCUAAGUACAGGAGUCCUUCCACCGUAAACACCGGAACAACACGUGAACAUCAUUUAACAGAUCAGGAUGGGUCGCUCUUCCAAAGACAAAAGGGACAUUUAUUACCGUCUGGCCAAAGAGGAAGGCUGGAGGGCGAGGAGUGCCUUCAAGCUGCUGCAGCUCGAUCACGAGUUUAACUUGUUCACAGGUGUGAAUAGAGCUGUGGAUUUGUGUGCAGCUCCUGGCAGCUGGAGUCAGGUCCUGAGUCGGAAGCUCAGAGGUCGGGAGGAGAAGGUUGAAAAGGGUGAGGGGGGUGAGGAGGUGAAGAUUGUGGCUGUGGACCUGCAGGCCAUGGCUCCUCUACCAGGAGUCACUCAGAUUCAGGGAGACAUCACCAAGGUGUCGACGGCUCAGGAAAUCAUCCGACACUUUGAGGGUCAGCCGGCCGACCUGGUGGUGUGUGAUGGCGCUCCAGACGUAACGGGACUUCAUGAUGUGGACGAAUACAUUCAGGCUCAGCUUCUAUUGGCUGCCUUAAACAUCACUACACACGUCCUGAAACCUGGUGGAACGUUCGUGGCCAAAAUCUUCAGGGGGAAGGAUGUGACACUGCUUUACUCUCAGCUGAAGAUCUUCUUCAGCGGGGUCACCUGUGCUAAACCUCGCAGCAGCAGAAACUCCAGCAUUGAGGCGUUUGUGGUCUGUCAGAAUUACCAGCCUCCUGAAGGUUAUGUCCCCAACAUGUCCAACCCUCUGCUGGAUCACUCCUAUGAUGUGGAUUUUAACCAAUUAGAGGGUCCAAACCGUGUCAUAGUGCCUUUCCUGGCUUGUGGGGACCUCAGUGCCUUUGACUCGGACAGAACCUACCCUCUGCAGCUGGAUGCUGGUAAACAGUACCAGUACACCCCUCCCACCCAGCCCCCCAUCCACCCGCCCUACCAGCAGGCCUGCCACCUCCGGAAAAACAACUUGUUGUCCAGAGAGGACGCUCCAACCGACUGUCCCAACCAGAGCCGAGACCAGGAUCCAUCAGCUGAGUCCUCAUGACCCACCAGGCUUCGCCUGAAACAGAUGGAGAUAUCAAUAAAGCAAUAUUUGCUUAAAUGAUUCCCACUGUCUACGGAGUUAGAAAAGGAGGUUGGCUACAGUGUGAAGAAAGUGUGCUAUGUGGUGGACAAACUCACACACCAUAGCAACAGAGAAACCCUGCUCCAGAUCUCAGCCUCAGAUCUGUCCUGAAACCCACCAGCAAAGGUCGUUUUAAAGAAUGACCUACUUUUGUUUUUAAUGUGUCAUUUUGUGUAGAUCUACCAUUUUAGAAUGUUAUAAGGCUACAGGUUGUAACCAUCUCCUGUCACAUCUAUAUGCUGCUGUAUGUAUGUGCAAAUAAUAAAACUAAACAUGUAUGCGCAGGCUGACAUUCUUUCACUGAACCCAUAGUCAGGUUGAUAUGUGACUUUUUAAGGGCUUUUAGUUAAUUAUUCUGAUGUU
This is a messenger RNA of Sphaeramia orbicularis (orbiculate cardinalfish), 1514 nucleotides long. It is a transcript of the gene ftsj1, whose product is annotated as FtsJ RNA 2'-O-methyltransferase 1. Gene Ontology annotation, molecular function: tRNA methyltransferase activity. Gene Ontology annotation, biological process: cytoplasmic translation; tRNA methylation. The transcript is spliced from 11 exons. Bases 111 to 1070 code for a protein of 319 amino acids. Gene Ontology annotation, cellular component: cytoplasm. The record is from RefSeq and is a predicted model, not a curated record. Lineage: Eukaryota; Metazoa; Chordata; Actinopteri; Kurtiformes; Apogonidae.